Messenger RNA from Colletotrichum lupini, 1515 nucleotides. Its product is annotated as kynureninase 2. The record is from RefSeq and is a predicted model, not a curated record. NCBI's taxonomy places the organism in Eukaryota, Fungi, Ascomycota, Sordariomycetes, Glomerellales, Glomerellaceae. Gene Ontology annotation, biological process: NAD+ biosynthetic process. Bases 1 to 1515 code for a protein of 504 amino acids. Gene Ontology annotation, cellular component: cytoplasm. The transcript has 3 exons. Gene Ontology annotation, molecular function: kynureninase activity; pyridoxal phosphate binding.
AUGGAUUUCAACGCAUUUGCCGAGCAGAUUCGUUCUGGGAGCCAGGCCAAGUUUCCUGCUAAUGCAAACACCAUCUCGUUUGCGCAGCAGCUCGACGCGCAAGACAAACUCGCGUAUUUGCGCAAUGAGUUCAUCAUUCCGACGAAAGGCUCUCUCAAAAAAAAGUCUUUGACCGGAACUCUCCCUAAUCCAAUACUAAUUACCCCAAAAGACAAUCAACUUCUCAACGGCAAUACAAAUGUGGUCAAUGGCACCAAUGGAAGUCAUUCGUCGUCCGAAGAUGAUGCGACUCCAUCAGUCUACUUUUGUGGUAACUCACUGGGAGUUCCACCCAAAGCAGUCAAGGACUACAUUCACGCUCAUUUGGAGACCUGGGCAUCGAUUGGGGUGAAUGGCCACUUCCAGGACCUCGAAAACUCACCCCUUGUUUGCUGGCAAGACAUGGCUGAGGACGUGGCGAAGAAAAGCGCAGCCAUUGUCGGUGCCCUCCCCGAAGAGGUUGUUAUGAUGAAUACCUUGACCGCAAACCUGCACUUUUUGAUGGCCAGCUUCUACCGACCGACAGAGAAGAAGCAUAAAAUUAUCCUUGAAUGGCGGCCAUUUCCGAGUGAUCACUAUGUGAUCGAAUCGCAGAUUCAGUGGCAUGGAUUGGAUCCGUCCAAGUCGAUGGUCCAGAUCCAGCCCGAUGAGAACUUUUACAUCUCAACUGAUCUCAUUCUGAAGACCAUUGAUGAACAUGCGGAGGAGACUGCCCUCAUUUUACUUCCCGGUAUACAAUACUACAGUGGCCAACUUUUCGACAUGCCUCGAAUUACCGAAUAUGCGCAGUCUAAGGGCAUUAUUGUCGGUUGGGACUUGGCUCAUGCUGCUGGAAACGUCGAGUUACGGCUUCACGACUGGAAUGUUGACUUCGCGGCCUGGUGUACAUACAAGUACCAGAAUGCUGGACCAGGGUCAAUGGCCGGCGCAUUUGUCCACGAAAGACACGGAAAGGUCGACACCAGCGAGGGGAAGCCCAAGUUUCGCCACAGACUAACGGGCUGGUACGGCGGUGACAAGUCGGUCCGCUUCAAUAUGGACAACAACUUCCUCCCUACCGUUGGCGCUGGUGGUUUCCAAGUUUCAAAUCCCUCAGCCAUCGAUCUCGCCUCGCUAUCGGGUGCCCUCUCGGUAUUCAGCAAGACCUCCAUGGCUGAAUUGCGAACAAAGUCUUUGGUGCUUACUGCGUACGCGGAGCAUCUUCUUGAUGGCAUCUUGGCAGAUGAUACCGACGAACCUUCAUUCAGGGUUCUUACGCCUAGGAAUGCCCACGAGAGAGGUGCUCAGCUGAGUGUCCUGCUCAAGGACGGCCUACUCGAACAUGUCGUGGAAGCUUUCGUUGAGGAAGGAAUCGUUUGUGAUAAACGCAAGCCAGGAGUUAUCCGUGUCGCGCCGGUGCCCCUGUAUUGCACAUUCCAGGAUGUAUGGAAGUUCAUGGACACUCUGAGGAAAGCUAUCGCUGAAAAGUCUUCAUGA